AUGCUGAAGCAAGCUGAGACGAAGGCUUUGAAACCAGAGGUUGGAUCCGACCCCGACUCCAAGGGGGCAUUGGCUAGCCCUCAGGCCAAACGCAGUUGCACAGAGCUGGAGAAGAAGCUGAAGAAGUUUCCGUGUGGAGACUUGCAGCUGGCAAAGGACUGCAGCCUGCGAGACAUACUCGCCUACACCCAGCUUUUUCGGAAUGAAGCUGCCAUCCAUGCCAAUGCCCAUCCGGCAGCGUUGGUGCUUGAGAUCUUGGCCUCAGGGUCGGAGACAGAUCGACGACUACACAGCAGCCAGUUGGAGGUUUGGUAUGACGAGUAUGCUAAGAAGCGCUCUGGCCUGGCUGCCUUCAAGAAGCUGGACGAAGUGGUGCUCCGACCCGAAGCUGCAGGAUCCGUCAUGCACGUUCCUCUGAUUGCACUGGCGUUCGACACACCAACGGACGGACCGCCUGUCAUCGAAGACUGGCUCGGAACCUUCGAGAGCAUGUUCUUCGGCGGCAUAGACUUGACCCGCGAGCCGCUUGACGUGAGCAUCAAGUGUUCCGGAUAUGGAGGUUUGACCGCUUCAUGCUUCGACGUGAUCAAGGGCUACACGCGAGCCAGCGUGAUCAUGACGGUUUUGAUCGCGGCAAGUGAAUUGGACACGAAUUCCGACAGCUGGGACAUGCUGAAGCCUCUCUUUCCUUUUCUGGACAAGGCUUGGAUGGUUUCUAUGAAUGUGGACAGCGUCAGCCAGAGUUUCCGCAAUUUGAUGCUCAGCUAUCGUGGAUCGGAACGACAAGCGCCGAACACUUUGCAGCUGGCUCUUCGUUUCAGCAAGGUCAUGGACACACGCAAUGAGCAGGGCAAGCACCCCAAGCACUGGUCCACCAUGGAGCGCUUGAAUUCUGUGAUCGAAGAGUACAACUCAAUGGACGGCUUGCAGAUGAAGCACGCCAUGGACGAAGACCGAAUCAAGUCUGUGUACAACAUCAUUGCCGGCACUUCAGCCGAAGCGAGGAACAAGAUCGCCAAUCACCUCAACUACGCCAAAUGGAAAGAGUCGGCUUUCUCCGUGGAACAGUUUAGGUGCUCCAGAUGGCUCCUGGGGGCAAAGCCGAAGAACUGUCCUCUCGAGAUUGUGAACUUGCUGACGGUGACAGAGCAUUCACAGAGGCUGCACAUCGACUUGGUUAUCCACAGCUUCACAGUUGCCGGCAAGAAGUUGAGAGCCUCCUCCCGGGGCAAGAUGAGGGCAUCGGUGGAUGACUUUGCCAAGAUGGCUGACUUUGCCUGUGUGUACUCCAGAGUGUUGGAGAAAGCACGUCUGCUGAGUUCGUGGGACGACAAGAAGGAGCAGAGUGUGAUGAAGUGUUUCAUGAGCCGGGAUUACUGGUCGGAAAUCGAAGCUACGAUCACGGCGAAACUGCCGACCUUCAAAGUCGAACAUCUCGCGAUAUGGUCUGAGUUCAUCGAGCCGAAGACGACGUCUGUGAAGCUGGACCCCCAGGACGAGGUGACGUUGCAGGAGCGUGCCGACACUGUUCGUGCAGCCAAGUUUAGGGAGAUCAGAGCCAAAGUGGCCGAAGACUCGCACAGAAUGACGGCCUUCAACACCAAGACGCAGCAGCGAGACAUUCGGACGCAUGUUGUCGAAGUGAUGCACAUGAAAAGCCAGAAUGCCAUCGGGGCCAAGCUCGCUGAGGAGCACAUGGACAAAUGCGCUUCUGUUCUGAUGUGCUCGUUGGAUGAGUUCGCAAAGCGUGUGCACUAUGGCUUCACAGCAGCAGCAUCCCUGCUGGAGGCCGAAAAGGGUAGGGACUUCAUUGUCCCGGGGGGCAAUCUCUGGUCCAGCAACGAGGGUCGACGGAACCUUACAGACCAGCAAGAGCUGGCCCAAUGGCUCGGUGGACUGUCUGUUCCCACUCAGAUUUUGAGCAGUCUGUUGAGCGACUCGAACAAAGCAGUGAUUUUCAACCCGACCGCCUACGACGGCACCUUGGAGAAAGCGGCCAUUAAGCUCGGCUACCCUGUCUUCUCGACUGCCUCGACCACAGGCCCUUGGAAGUGUGCCAAGGACAUGGUGCGGGAUUUCCUCAUGGAGGCUUGGUUGGCAUGGAAGACGAAGACAGAGCCCAUGGACAAGGUGUCGCCGAUGUUCAAGAGGCAGCCCGCAGCCGAGGACCUUCCGGCUGAGGUCUCAAGCCCCUCUUUGACGAUUUGCAACAUGGCGGAUGGCAGAUUGAGUAUCCCGCGGGAGAUUCGGAAUGAGUUCUUGGGAUGUGCAGUUCAUGGACCGGAAUGGAGGGAGCUACUGAGCAAGUUCGACAGAGAGUGGUCGUCCCCGACGGAAACGGUUGCUCAAAGCCACUUCACUGGCGGCUUUUGCACCGGGUCAACCCCACCUGGGAAUAAGCUGCACGAAUAUGCGGGCCCGAACAGUUCGGUCUCCUUCGUGAUCACCGAGGGUCCCCAACUCUGGCUGGUGGCCAAGCAAAGCUGCCGAUGGACGGCGGAGGAACAGGGUCCGCUGGUGAUGCACGGCCCGGGUAUUUGGCUGGUCGACGAAAAGGCCAAAAAAGCGAAGGACGACGAGAGACUGGCGCCGAGAAUGGUGUUCUGCGAGAUGCAGAAUGACUCAGCAUCGGUUAUUCUCGAGGCCGUUCACAGACACCAUGCAACAUGUUGCAAUGAAUCUUUGCUAGGCUUGAAAGUGAUGUUGUGA
Molecule: messenger RNA, 2709 nt
Organism: Symbiodinium sp. CCMP2592
Lineage: Eukaryota; Dinophyceae; Suessiales; Symbiodiniaceae
Source: the annotation of a GenBank genome assembly